UGUAUAUUUUUUUUGGAAAUUAUAGUUGGGAAAAAUUACAGAAGUAUAAAUACACUCAGAUUGAAGCUUGAAGUUAUAUGUAAAAUUUAACACUUUUCUUUUGCGAUUUAUUGAAAGAUAAAAAAUAUUAUUUGAGUAAAAAUGUGUUGUAUGCUUUAAUAACGCAUGUAAUCUUCAAGAAUGUAAAAGUAUGUACCUACACUAAAAUGGCAAAUAUAUUUUAAUGAAAAUGCAGUGUUUUUAACAUAAAAAAAAAUAUAUUUGAAUAAGUGAAUACGUACGACUGUGAACGAUAAAUUAGAUCUUAAUACAGUUCAGGUAUAAUUAAGAGGAGUUAAUUUCAACAUUGUAAUACUUGUGGCAUAUCCGUUGUAAGAAAGACUAAAAAUACGGUGCUAAUUUUAUAAUAACUAAUGCAAUGAGCGUAAAUGCCAUCGUGGAGUACUCUGAUGUCAGUUCAGAAGAUUUUUCCGACUCUGAAGCUGGAGAAAUUAAUUCGGACCCAUCUCGAGAAAUCGAUCCUGCCGCAGUAACAAUGAAGCCGAAGGAUAAUUCUUAUUUUUCGGAUAAAAAGAACAAGGACGGGCGAUCCAUAAUACAUAUGAGUGGUCAUAAAACAGAUAACAACAUAAGCAGCGACGACGAAAAUUAUGGAAAAAAACGUAAGGAAAGUAUGGACAACUUAGCAACGCUAUCACCAAGCCACGUACGAAGGAUAAUUCUUGGUUCUCCAGUACAUAAACCAAAGCAAAACACUGUCACUAAAAUUAAUAAAAAAAUCGAAACAACUACAACUGUACCUCAACAAAAACAUAAUGACGUUGAAGCUGAAACAGAUUUAAAUGAUUUUGGCUCUAGUGAUACCUAUGAUACAGAUGAAUUAGAAGCAGAAAUAAGAAGACAAAAACGGAAAAAAGCAAAAAAAGACAAAAAGCAUAAGAGGAACAAAAAGUCCAAAAAAAGAAAAAAGAAGCGACAAAAGUCAUUUUCAAGUAUAGAAUCUUUAUCUGAUAACGGCUUUGGAAAAAUUGUCGAGAAUAGUAGAAAUUAUACUCCCCCUCCAAUUACUAGACGUUCCUUUGAAGAUUUACCUUUAAAAAGUCCUGUUCGAUCUGCAAGUGGAGUUGCUUCCUCGUAUACGCCUAUAAAAGAAAGAACUCCUUUAUCUACUGAUACUCCUCCUAGACGUCCUAAUAGCAACGCUAGUUUUUAUGCAGAUUCAGUAAAUAUAUCUUCUGUAAGUACUGGAGGUGGUACAACAUCGACAGCAGGCUGCACUUCAUCUUCGACAAUAAACACAAUGGGAGGUGGCUUACAGGUGACUGUUACAAAUCGUGGUAGUGGUAGGCAUCGCACUCCACAACGAACAAAUAAUAAAGGACGUUAUCAUGCAACAUCACCUCAUACGCCUCCUCUUUAUACAAGUUCUGGUUCGUCAAGAGAUAUCCGUGGAUCACGUUAUAUUGGCAGCCCCCCAAAAUCUAGUAGUGCUAAUAAUCACCAUUAUCAUGCUAGACACCACGUAACAUCGCAAGAUAGCAGAAAAUAUAAAGGUGUUUCUCCAGAACGCUACCAUCAUCAAGCUACAACGCCGCCACAUAAACGCCGAAAAAUGAAUGAUAGUCGUUCUGCAUCAACAAUAUAUGAACAAGGGCGGUAUAUGCACUCUAAUUCCCGAAGUACACGCAAUUUUGAAUAUGAUCGUUACUCUUGCAGUAAAGAAAAGUACACAAAACGUUUUUCGAGAAGUCCAAGCAUUGCUCGAAAUCGGCAUUCUCCUCACUCAAGUAGUUAUCGUACCAACUACAAUAAAAGCAAAUAUUUAAUUGCAUCACCAUCACCAGAACGUUCACGAUCAUCAAAGCGUGACCGCUUUUCACGUUCGCGUUCCUCUAAAAGAGAGCGUUACUCAAGAUCUCGUUCCCGCUAUUAUGAUACACCCUCACCAUCUUCAUAUCGACAUCAUAGAUCAUCUUCCCGCUAUGGCAGUAGAAGGAAACGUUCACGUUCCAAUAGCUCACGCAGUCGUUCAAAUUCUCGAUCAUCUUCUCCAACUUCUCGAGAUAUAAAACUAAAACGAAUAGAGUACAGUAAAAAAAUUAGUGAAACUAGUUUAUUUGCUGAAUUGGUGAAAGAUAAACAUAAACGUAAUAAGGCAAUACAGGAAAUUAUAGAGCGUCAAGAAGAAAACAGUAAUAGUAACGGCGCACUACUUAUCAAUGAUAAUAGCUCCUCCGUGGAUGUGAGCACUCCGACGGUAGUAGUAACAGACCAAGCUAAUACUGUAAAUACUAAGCCCAAUGGUUUAAGUAAUGUAACAGUUCCAAAACCCGUGUUAGACAUAAACAACAUUCCGAUACCGAAGAAAAAGAAUACAAAAGAGGGUACUGAUGAAAUUGAUAAUACGGUAGUACCUAAUAAUACGGUUAAAAACGAAAUGAAAUCAAAACCGAAAAGUCUUACGGCACUGCCAAUGCCACCCGGAAUAAAUGCGGCCGAUUUGGUAAACGUGCCGACACCGUCCCCACCAGAACCCUACAGCUCACCGCCAACAACGUCAAGAGCAGCGGCAAAAAAACUUUGUUCCAGUAGUAGUAAGUCUAAUAAAGGCAUAUUAAAUUUACCUAUGCCUCCAAUGGUGCCGGGUAGUGAAGAUCUGAGUGGUGAUGAAAUAAUAAAUAGUCCGGAAGAUUUCGAUGCAUUUGCAAAUGUUGUUAGUAGAAAUGAAAACGAUAGCAAUAAUACGCCAAAUAACAAUAAUACAAUUACACAAAAACGUCCCAUUAUAUUAAAUCGCAGGGACUCCAGAAAUAAUGUACGCGACUGGGGUGAACGAUGUGUAGAUGUAUUUAAAAUGAUUGCCCAGAUUGGUGAAGGAACAUAUGGACAGGUCUAUAAGGCACGUGAUAAUCACACAAAUGAAAUGGUGGCAUUAAAAAAAGUACGAUUGGAACAUGAGAAAGAAGGCUUCCCAAUUACUGCUGUACGAGAGAUAAAGAUUUUGCGUCAACUUAAUCAUCCCAAUAUUGUUAAUUUACACGAAAUUGUUACUGACAAACAAGAUGCGCUGGAGUUUCGCAAAGACAAAGGGUCGUUUUAUUUAGUUUUCGAGUAUAUGGACCACGAUUUAAUGGGACUUUUAGAAUCCGGUAUGGUUGUAUUUAACGAUGAGAAUAAUGCAAGCAUUAUGAAGCAGUUGUUAAAUGGAUUGAACUACUGCCAUAAAAAAAAUUUUUUGCAUAGGGACAUAAAAUGCUCAAAUAUAUUAAUGAAUAAUAAAGGGCAAGUGAAACUUGCAGAUUUCGGUUUGGCAAGAUUAUACAAUGCAGAUGAUCGCGAACGUCCCUAUACAAAUAAAGUUAUAACAUUAUGGUACCGACCUCCAGAGUUAUUAUUAGGUGAAGAAAGAUAUGGCCCUGCAAUUGAUGUUUGGUCUUGUGGUUGCAUUUUAGGUGAACUUUUUUUGAAGAGACCACUGUUUCAAGCUAAUGCUGAAAUGGCCCAACUUGAAACGAUUUCAAAAAUAUGUGGUACUCCUGUUCCUGCUGUAUGGCCAAAUGUUAUUAAACUGCCACUUUUUCAUACACUAAAGCAAAAGAAAAUAUACAGACGACGUUUAAGAGAAGAUUUUGAGUUUAUGCCCUCACCUGCAUUAGACUUACUUGACAAAAUGUUGGAGCUGGAUCCUGAUAGGCGUAUAACAGCAGAAGAUGCAUUAAAAUCAGUAUGGCUGAAGAAUAUAAACCCUGAUGAUAUGCCCACGCCUCAGUUGCCUACAUGGCAAGAUUGUCAUGAGCUUUGGAGUAAGAAACGACGACGACAAUUGAGAGAACAACAGGAAACUAUGCCCACAGCAAUAAGUUAUCAGCAUGCCACCCAUGCGACUGUUGCUUAGCAGCAUAUGUUCCAUAAUAAAUAGCAUAUUUUAGAAUACAAUUAUAUUUACAUAUUCUAUUAUUUUGAGUAAAAAGGUACAUAACACAUUAUAUGUACAAUCUGCUUAAAUAACAUCUUUAACUAUUACUCAUCCGUUUUAAACACAAGUAUAGAACUAUUAAUUUAUCUUUAUCUUUUA
This is a messenger RNA of Teleopsis dalmanni, 4075 nucleotides long. RefSeq names its product cyclin-dependent kinase 12 (gene Cdk12). NCBI's taxonomy places the organism in Eukaryota, Metazoa, Arthropoda, Insecta, Diptera, Diopsidae. Gene Ontology annotation, biological process: transcription elongation by RNA polymerase II; protein phosphorylation; positive regulation of transcription elongation by RNA polymerase II. The transcript is spliced from 9 exons. Bases 419 to 3895 code for a protein of 1158 amino acids. Gene Ontology annotation, cellular component: nucleus; cyclin/CDK positive transcription elongation factor complex. The record is from RefSeq and is a predicted model, not a curated record. Gene Ontology annotation, molecular function: cyclin binding; RNA polymerase II CTD heptapeptide repeat kinase activity; ATP binding.